CCGCGACUUCAACUUCCUAGCUCUACACCAUCCGACGUUCUAUACGGACGAUGCCUACACCUCACAGACCCUAUCAAUAACCUCCUACCACACCACACAACAUGGCGCACAUCCCCUUCAUCGGACGCCUACACACCUACGAAUACGUCGCGCUCGCCCUCUCCUUCUUGCUGGCCUUGAUCGAACUCGUCAUUCGCACAAUCACCCUCCUUCUCCCCACGCCCAUCAUCCGCUUCUGCUAUCGCGUCAGCCGCAAUGCCUUCAACUCCCUCUCCUCGCCGUACUCCCGCCGCGCGCGCAACAAGAAGAAGUCCGUCUCCAGCCCCAUCGCGCAGGCUCACGAUUUCGUCGAGCUCUGCGAGUUGUAUGGCUACUACGCGGAAGAACACGUGGUUCAGACCAAAGACGGCUAUCUCCUUGGCCUACAUCGUCUAGCAUGGCGCCGGGGCGAGGAGGACAUGAGCGUGAACGCCGGGCCGAACUCCAUCCAAAAGAAAUGCGUGUACCUCCACCACGGCCUGCUCAUGAACAGCGAAGUCUGGGUCUGUAUCACGGAGAAAGAGCGCUGCCUACCCUUUAUGCUCGUCGAGCAAGGAUACGACGUCUGGCUGGGCAACAAUCGGGGCAACAAGUACAGCAAGAAGAACAUGCAUUACGCGCCCACCUCUGUCGAAUUCUGGGACUUCAGCAUGGACCAGUUCGCGUUCCACGACAUCCCCGACAGCAUCAACUACGUGCUCUCCACCACCAGCCAGCCUAGUCUGAGCUACAUCGGCUUCUCGCAAGGAACAGCGCAAGCCUUCGCCACCCUCAGCAUUCAUCCCACGCUCAACAGCAAAGUGGAUGUCUUCGUCGCCCUGGCACCUGCCAUGGCACCACCAGGCCUCGCCUCGGGGGUCGUUUCCAGCCUUGUCAAGACCAAUCCGGAAAUUCUCUUCCUCCUCUUCGGCCGCCGAGCCAUCCUGGGCAGCACCACCAUGUGGUCCGCCAUUCUCUAUCCCGCCAUCUUCUCCUGGUCCAUCGACAAGUGCCUCCUUUUCCUCUUCAACUGGAAGAGCCUCAACAUCUCUGCGCACCAGAAGCUCGCCGCCUACCCCCAUUUGUACUCCUUCACUAGCACGAAAAGUGUAGUGCAUUGGUUCCAAAUCAUCCGCAACGGCAAGUUUCAGAUGUUCGAUGACGAAGUCAGCACCCCCAUGAGUUUGAACCAGGGAAGCAAGUACUACAAGGUCGCCAAAUUCCCCACGCGCAACAUUCGCACACCCAUCGUGCUGGUGUACGGCGGGAGUGAUAGCUUGGUGGACAUCAAGCUUAUGCUGAAAGAGCUUCCGCGCCACACUGUUGCGAGGUGCAUUCCGAAGUAUGAGCAUUUGGACCUCUUGUGGGCGAGCGAUGUGCACGAGCUUGUGUUCCCGCAUGUGCUGGAGGCGUUGGAUUCAUAUGCUGUUCCCGAGAACACGAAAGCUAGCGCUCUGGGAUGGAGAAGCACUGGACUUACCAGGCACGGGUCAAGUCCGUUGUUGAACGGGUCACAGCCGCCGGGAUAUUCGGAGGACGAGAGUGUGAAUGGACGACUACUGCUCCCAGCUGCGUCAGGCGCUGAUACUCUAGAAGAUCGAGAACCGACUCAUCACAUGGGCAUGAUGGAGGGGAGCGUGGAUGAGCACAUGGACGAAAGCGACUACGAGGACGACAUGGAUGCUCUAGCCCUAACGCCACCACAAAACGCACAAUUGCCCCCAAUCCGACAAGCCUUUUCUCUACCAGCGGCGUUGGAAGGAAUUGCAGGUCCGCCUCUGACACCCACUCGACAACAGCCUGAGCUAGAACAGCGCUCAACCCCAGCAGAAGACAUCUCAAUCGACAACCGAAAAUUCAAGAAAGGCGUGGUACGUUCUCCCAGCAACAUGACGACAGCAUCAUCCCUCGCGACCGUCAUGCCCGCCGGCGCCGGCGCCGGCGCCAGCGCCCCUCCUACAACUCCAGCUGAGACGAAACGCAGAGUCCUCACGCCUAGCCAGCUGCAGACUCGUGAGCGCAACCGCCGCAGCCAAGUGAGCCAGACUAGCGACGGUCAGGUCACUGUUGUUGCUGCUUCGCCGACGGAUUUUGCUAUUGCUAAUGCUGUGGACGCCGAACGGGAACAGGAGAGAGAUGGGAAGAGGAUUGCGCCCGAGGGAUGGUGGUCGAAUACGAGUGCGAGCUCGUUGGGGAGUAAAGGGGGAUGAGGCCGCAUGCUUUGGAUGGUGUUCAGGGUGACAGUGUUGGCAUUGAUUAGAUGAGAACGGCUCCGCGAAUCUAGGACGACAGGACGCUGGUUUGUGAAAUCUGAAAGGGGAUAGGCUGAUCAAGACGUGGCUGUAGUCUAGUCAUGGACUUGGCAGCAGGAAGCGCGACUGAUCCCGUUGGGCUGAGACAUCUAGUGACCAGGCUUGCGCGACAUUGGUCAAUACGAUUACAGGCCAAGAUAUAGAGGCAUUAGAUUGUGAGCGCAGCAGCGAAUUUGUUCGAGCAAAUUGAAGUCGACU
Molecule: messenger RNA, 2528 nt
Organism: Neohortaea acidophila
Lineage: Eukaryota; Fungi; Ascomycota; Dothideomycetes; Mycosphaerellales; Teratosphaeriaceae
Product: Alpha/Beta hydrolase protein
Exons: 1
Coding region: 102-2228 (708 amino acids)
Biological process (GO): lipid metabolic process
Source: RefSeq, a predicted model, not a curated record